AUGCCAGAGGAGCUGGAGCAGGAGGGGCAGCACGUGCAGCGCGUGUACCCCGUCGACGACGCGCUCGGCGGGCCGGGCGCCUUUGCACACAACCCGCUCGCACACAUGACGGAACGGCACCCGCUUGCGACGGCCGCCUCGGCCGCCCGCCUCGAGGCGGACUGGGCACCGCACUGGAGGGGCGUGGAGGGAGCCAAGGUGCGGCUCGAGAAGUCGCCCGCCAACAUGCUCCGCGCGCGCUUCCUCCAGGCCCUCUGGCCGAACUCCUACCACCUCAUCAUCGUACGCCAUCCCGUCGCCGUUGCGUUUGCGACCGCCGCGUGGGCGGCGAGGCACGGCGGCGGGAAGAGGGCGGCGUCGGCGGCGUCGGUGGUCGAGUUUGCGCGGCACUGGCUCCGCGCGCACGACCUCCUCCUCGCCGACCUCUCCUCCCUCACCAACGUCCGAAUCGUGCGGCUGGAAGAGUUUGCCGCCGAACCCCGCGCCGACGGCGGAGCUGGCCGAACGGUGCUCGAAGGCGGCAACCGAGGAUGGAUGUGCUAA
This is a messenger RNA of Emiliania huxleyi CCMP1516, 543 nucleotides long. RefSeq lists its product as hypothetical. The record is from RefSeq and is a predicted model, not a curated record. Lineage: Eukaryota; Haptophyta; Isochrysidales; Noelaerhabdaceae. The transcript is spliced from 2 exons. Bases 1 to 543 code for a protein of 180 amino acids.